AUGCCUCGCGCAAUCAUCUCCCCCUCCGUCCUCGCCUCCGACUUCGGCCAGCUCACUGCGGAAUGUAAACGCAUGAUCAAGGGCGGCGCCGAGUGGCUGCACAUGGAUGUGAUGGACGGGCACUUCGUGCCCAACAUCACGAUGGGCGCGCCCAUCCUCGCCUGUGUUUCCAAGGGCGUCCCGGGCAUUUUCAUGGACUGCCAUAUGAUGGUCUCCAACCCCGAGAAGUGGGUGGACGACAUAGCCGACGCUGGCGGCUCGCUCUACUGCUUCCACCUCGAGGCCGCAUCUGACCCGCUCGCGAUCAUCGACCAAAUCCACCAGCGCAACAUGAAGGCCGGCGUCGCGAUCUCCCCGGACACGCCGUCGACCGCGAUCACGGACGAGAUCGCGCACGCGGCGGACAUGCUGCUCGUCAUGACCGUGUACCCUGGCCGCGGCGGCCAGAAGUUCCUCGACCGCUGCGUGCCCAAGGUCGCGGAUCUGCGUGCGCGCUUCCCCGACAAGGACAUCGAGGUCGACGGCGGUGUGGGCCCCAAGACGAUCGACGUCUGCGCGGACGCGGGGAGCAACGUUAUAGUCGCCGGGACCGCUAUUUUCAAUGCGCCUGAGCCUGAGAAGGUCAUCGAGCUGUUGAAAUCGACCGUGAACACCGCGCAAGCCAAGAUUAGUGCGGCGGCGAAGUAGAGCUUGGGUAGAUUGAGCACAGCAUUGGUCGGAGGCGAAUGUAUUCCAUGUAGCAGUAACGUCCUGCCCUGUAUCACAUAACAUAUAUAACGCGAAAGUAUCAACGGACAAU
Molecule: messenger RNA, 799 nt
Organism: Trametes versicolor FP-101664 SS1
Lineage: Eukaryota; Fungi; Basidiomycota; Agaricomycetes; Polyporales; Polyporaceae
Product: ribulose-5-phosphate 3-epimerase
Exons: 7
Coding region: 1-687 (228 amino acids)
Biological process (GO): pentose-phosphate shunt; pentose-phosphate shunt, non-oxidative branch; carbohydrate metabolic process
Cellular component (GO): cytosol
Molecular function (GO): D-ribulose-phosphate 3-epimerase activity; metal ion binding
Source: RefSeq, a predicted model, not a curated record